This is a messenger RNA of Drosophila kikkawai, 357 nucleotides long. RefSeq lists its product as uncharacterized. The record is from RefSeq and is a predicted model, not a curated record. Lineage: Eukaryota; Metazoa; Arthropoda; Insecta; Diptera; Drosophilidae.
UUGCGGAUUUCUCAUUGUUUUCUCCUAUUUACUUACCAUCUCGGUCUGGGUACUUUCCAUUAAAGUUUAGGGAGAAUUCGGAUAUAUAAAGGCGCCCUGAAGGCCUGAGGAAAACAGUCACUUUUGUUUAAGCCAAGAACAAUGAAGCUAGCAACCUAUCUAUUGGCAGUUGUCCUGUUCGUCGGAUUUUUCCUGCUGCAGCCAACCUCUGCCCAGACUAACACUACAACCACGGAGGCCAGUACCACCACGACCACAACAACUGCCACGCCUAGUACUGUGCACAGGAAGCAUUUUACGGCCCGCAAUAUUCACUACAAAAUCGUGCGAAGGAUCCGUGUGAAAAAAUCUGGCUAA